AUGCCUCAAAAGUUGACCGUCGCGGUCGCUCAAGCCCGCACCGGGCCCUCUCUCUCCGCAACCCUCUCCGCACUCGAACGCAUCACGCAACACGCCGCCUCGCAAGGCGUCAGCAUCCUGCUCUUCCCUGAAGCGUACCUCGGCGGAUAUCCUCGCACCUGCGACUUUGGCACGGCGGUCGGUGCUCGUGCCCCCCACGGACGCGAGCAGUUCCUGCGAUACUUCCAAGAUGCUGCCGAUCUGGGCGAUACCCCGGCCGGUGCGGGGGACGACUGGAUUGAGCGUAAACUCCCGCUGGCCAAGGGGUCAGAUCGUCGCGGAGACGGGACGCGAGAGUUUCUCGAGAGGGUUGCUCGUGAGACGGGAGUGUUCAUUGCGACGGGGGUGAUUGAGAAGGCCGGGGGCACUUUGUACUGCUCUGCGCUCUAUGUCGAUCCGAAUGCCGGUGUGUUGGGAAAACGGCGGAAAGUCAUGCCUACUGCCUCGGAACGUCUGAUUUGGGGCCAAGGAUCUCCAUCGACCCUGAAAGCAGUCACGACGGUGAUCAAGGGCGUGCGACUCACCAUUGGCGCCGCAAUUUGCUGGGAAAACUUCAUGCCCUUGUUGCGGCAGAGUCUCUACUCCCAAAAGGUCAACAUCUACCUGGCCCCCACCGCGGAUAGUCGCGAUACCUGGCUUCCUCUGUUACGAACGAUCGCCGGCGAGGGCAGGACGUUUGUGCUCUCUGCGAAUCAGUGCGUUCGCUACCGUGAGCUACCCUCGUGGAUCACCGAGCAGGCUGAGAAGCAAGGAACUGCCCUGGAAGGGAACCCGUACAUUUCUCGUGGUGGAUCUAGCAUCGUCGGUCCCCUGGGAGAAGUCCUGGCUGGUCCCGUGUGGGAGACGUGUGUUGACGAUGCACUUGACAAGUCCAGCUUGGAGGGACUGUCAAAGGAUGAGGGUCUCUUGAUCCAGGAGAUUGACUUGGAGGAUUGUGAACGGGGGAAUCUGGAUCUGGACGUUGCAGGAAGUUACUCCAGAAGUGAGUUCAAGUUGACGGUUGAUGGUCUUGACUUGAAUCCUCCUCCAUUCUGA
This is a messenger RNA of Penicillium diatomitis, 1074 nucleotides long. Its product is annotated as nitrilase. The record is from RefSeq and is a predicted model, not a curated record. NCBI's taxonomy places the organism in Eukaryota, Fungi, Ascomycota, Eurotiomycetes, Eurotiales, Aspergillaceae. The transcript is spliced from 3 exons. Bases 1 to 1074 code for a protein of 357 amino acids. Gene Ontology annotation, molecular function: catalytic activity.